CACUGGCUGGAAAGUCCUAUUCUUCAGCCUGAGUUCUCAGAGGUCCAGGGGCCAACCGAGAGGAUCUCAGGCAGGGCCCGGCUCUUCUCUGCAGGAAGUGGGUGGGCUGCGGGGCCCCACUCCAGCGCCGGGGGCCAUGGUGCGGAACGUGGAUGACCUGGAUUUCCACCUGCCCUCGCACGCCCAGGACAUGCUGGACGGCUUGCGGCGGCUGCGCUCCCAGCCCAAGCUGGCCGAUGUCACACUUCUGGUGGGGGGCCGGGAGCUGCCGUGCCACCGCGGCCUCCUGGCUCUCAGCAGCCCCUACUUCCACGCCAUGUUUGCAGGCGACUUUGCCGAGAGUUUCUCGGCGCGCGUGGAGCUGCGGGACGUGGAGCCCGCCGUGGUGGGGCAGCUGGUGGACUUCGUGUACACGGGCCGCCUGACCGUCACGCAGGGCAACGUGGAGGCGCUGACGCGCACGGCCGCCCGCCUGCACUUCCCCGCCGUGCAGAAGGUGUGCGGCCGCUACCUGCAGCAGCAGCUGGACGCCACCAACUGCUUGGGCAUCUGUGAGUUCGGGGAGCAGCAGGGGCUGUGGGGCGUGGCUGCCAAGGCCUGGGCCUUCCUGCGUGAGAACUUCGAGGCGGUGGCCCAGGAGGACGAGUUCCUGCAGCUGCCGCAGGACCGGCUGGCCACCUGUCUGGCCGGUGAACUGCUCCAGGUGCAGCCAGAGAGAAGCCGGCUGGAGGCCCUGCUGCGCUGGGUGCGCCACGACCCACAGGCCCGGGCCGUCCACCUCCCCAAGCUGCUCGGCCUGGUGCGCCUGGACGCCGUGCCCAGACCCUGCGUGCAGCAGCUGCUGGCCACUGAGCCGCUGAUCCGGGAGUCGGAGGCGUGCUGGGUGGCCCUGUCCCAGGGCCAUGAUGAGGCACUGCUGGCCCUCCCGCAGAAGCUGGAGGAGGUGCUGGUGGUGGUGGGCGGGCGGGCCCUGGAGGAGGAAGAGGAGGGCGCAGAGGAGCCGGCCCCUCACCCCAGGAACCCCAGGAACUUCGCCUUCUACAAUAGCAAGGCCCAGAGGUGGAUGGCGCUCCCGGACUUCCCCGACUACCACAAGUGGGGCUUCUCCCUGGCCGCGUUGAACAACACCGUCUAUGUCACAGGUGGUUCCCGGGGCACCAAGACAGACACCUGGUCAACCACCCAGGCCUGGUGCUUCCCUCUGAAGGAGGCCACCUGGAAGCCCGUGGCCCCCAUGCUGAAGGCCCGCACCAACCAUGCCAGCGCCGCGCUCAACGGGGAGAUCUAUGCCAUUGGUGGCACCACUCUGGACGUGGUGGAGGUGGAGAGCUAUGAUCCCUAUACAGACGCCUGGACCCCCGUCAGCCCCGCCCUCAAGUACGUCAGCAACUUCUCGGCGGCCAGCUGCGGGGGGAGGCUGUACCUGGUGGGGUCCAGCGCCUGCAAGUACAACGCGCUGGCCCUGCAGUGCUACAACCCCGUCACAGAUGCAUGGAGCGUGAUCGCCUCGCCCUUCCUCCCCAAGUACCUGUCUUCGCCACGCUGUGCCGCGCUGCAGGGAGCCCUCUACCUGGUCGGUGACAACACCAAGAAGGUCUACGUGUACGACCCCGGGGCCAACCUGUGGCAGAAGGUCCAGUCUCUGCACAGCCUGCAUGAGAACGGUGCGCUCGUGCCGCUGGGCGACGCGCUGUACGUGACCGGUGGCCGCUGGCAGGGCAUGGAUGGCGACUACCACGUGGAGAUGGAGGCCUACGACCGUGGGCGUGACGCUUGGACCCGCCACGGCUCCCUGCCCCGCCUCUGGCUCUACCACGGGGCCUCUACCGUCUUUCUGGACGUGUCCAAGUGGACCCAGCCCUUCAGCCCGGCCCAGGAGCACUGAGCAGCUCCUGGUCACUCGGGGGCAGGGCCCGGCUGCACCCCAACCCGAGGGAUGCCCCCUUGGGUUGUGCUGGUUUGUUCACUCGGUGCUGGGCGCGGGCCAUCAGGGACAUCGCCCUCGGUUCCCGCAGCCACCGCACUGACUCCACACUGACCAGCCGCGAGGCUCGGACUCCGGCUGCCUGCACGGAGGGGAGAAGCUGCUCCCGUGCCCACGGCAGGGGAGCCUCAGACACAGAAGCCACAGUCCCCACCAGCUGUCCCACCCCUGGCUUCUGAAGGUGGUGCACAAGGGAGGAGUGGGCCAGGAAGCUGCCUCACAGAGCAAAGGUCCUGGGGUGGUUGGGCAUCAGGCCUCUGUGAGCCUGCUUCUGCCUGGCCCAUAGCUGUGUGACCACAGCCUGCCGCCGCCCCUCUCUGGGCCUCAGGCCCCACGUCCAUCACACUCUGAGAAGGGAGGAGGCAGGGCGUGGGGUCAGGAGAGAGGGUCUGCUGCCUGUGUGGGGGUUGAGGGGAGAGAGGGUGAGCGAAGGUUUCCCAUGGAGGUGAGCGGAAAGGUGUGCUCUGGCCAGGAUCUCCCAUUUCUUGGGGUGGUUUGCUCCAAAUCAAGAAUGAAAGUCCCCAGCAGUGGGCCCAGGAGGGGAGAGGGUGGGGUCCUGCAGGGUUUCUGGGGACGCCUCUUGGGAACAUUGGUGUGUCACUCCCAGGUGCCUCCUAAGCGAGGGUUGAGCCCCGCAGUCUCCUCCUGCCAACACGCGGGCUACCCCGCGCUCCCUGAGUCUGACUGGGGUCCCACGGAGAACUGGUGCAACCCCCCUGCUCCUUCGCACUGGUCCUUAACGAGGUAUCCCACUGAAGGACUCUCACUGGUGCUAGAUGGCCUUCCCCUUUUGCCGUGAGCUUUCAUCGAGGCCCAUGGGACUACAGGUCAGGGGUCCCGGGUCCAGCCUGGACCGUCUGGGGACUCUCGAGCUGCCACCUCCCUCUGGACUGAGUUCCCUCUCCUUGAAGGCUCUUCUUUGAAACCCCGUGGGGACCAGAGAGGCCUCUGGCCUCCCUGAAUUCUGAGGAAGGAAUCCCAGGUCCCUCUACGUGCACCUUGCUCCCCGGCCUGAGGCCUCAUGCCCAUUUCCUGUGGGAGGAUUCCGUCUGCCCCCCUGGGCUUAGACAGAGCAGGGCCUCCUGGGGGUCUGCUUCCAAAGGAGCAAGAGCCCCGAUCUGAGGCCCCCAGGCAGCCGGGGGAGAGGAUGGACAUGGUGAUGACAGUUUCUGGGAUCUUUGACUCGUUCCCUCUGAAAUCCUCUGCGCUGUUCUCUAAAUAGUUACUGAAGGUACUCAGCCUAUAACACUGAUCCAAA
This is a messenger RNA of Ailuropoda melanoleuca (giant panda), 3242 nucleotides long. RefSeq names its product kelch like family member 30 (gene KLHL30). Gene Ontology annotation, molecular function: protein binding. The transcript has 8 exons. Lineage: Eukaryota; Metazoa; Chordata; Mammalia; Carnivora; Ursidae. The coding region runs from base 137 to 1885 and encodes 582 amino acids. The record is from RefSeq and is a predicted model, not a curated record.